Notolabrus celidotus (New Zealand spotty) is the source of this 3079-nucleotide messenger RNA. It is a transcript of the gene pnp6, whose product is annotated as purine nucleoside phosphorylase 6. The transcript has 6 exons. Gene Ontology annotation, biological process: nucleoside metabolic process. Gene Ontology annotation, cellular component: cytoplasm. Gene Ontology annotation, molecular function: purine-nucleoside phosphorylase activity. Lineage: Eukaryota; Metazoa; Chordata; Actinopteri; Labriformes; Labridae. The record is from RefSeq and is a predicted model, not a curated record. Bases 116 to 988 code for a protein of 290 amino acids.
UGUCACUCCGCAGCAGAAUCUCCAUCAGCAAGCUUAACCCCUGUGGACGCAGCACCUGUCUAAAACCACAACAAGGGCGUCUUAUCAGAAUAUAGGUCCCCCCAACACAUCGGAAAUGGAAGCGGCGUCAUCCUGCCUCUCUCAGAGCAGUUAUAGUUAUGAAGACUAUAAAGAGACAGCAGACUGGCUACUGGCUAACACAAAGCAGCGUCCUAAAGUUGCCAUCAUAUGCGGUUCAGGCCUUGGCGGUCUGGCAGAGCUGCUAGGCGACAGGAAUGUGUUCCAGUAUAAGGAUAUUCCACGUUUUCCCAUCAGCACUGUGCAGGGCCAUGCAGGUCAGCUGGUGUUUGGUAAGCUGCAGGGCCGUGAGUGCGUCUGCAUGCAGGGGAGAUUCCACUUCUACGAGGGCUACAACAUACACACGGUGACAUAUCCAGUGCGAGUCUUCUUCCUGCUGGGUGUGGAGACCCUGAUUGUGACAAACGCAGCGGGGGGACUCAAUGGCAGCUACAAUGUGGGAGACAUCAUGCUCAUUAAGGAUCACAUCAACAUGCCAGGCUUUUCAGGGCAGAACCCGCUGUGUGGGCACAAUGAUGACAGGUUUGGAGUGCGUUUCCCGUGCAUGUCGGAUGCAUACGACGGUGAGCUGAGGGCUUUGGCCAAGCAGACAGCAAAGGAGCAGAGUUGCGACAGCUUUCUACAGGAAGGAGUUUACUGCAUGCUGGCUGGACCGACAUAUGAGACCAUCGCAGAGUGCAAAGUCCUGCAGACGCUGGGGGCUGACGCUGUGGGUAUGAGCACUGUGCCUGAGGUGGUGGUGGCUCGUCACUGUGGCCUGCGUGUCUUGGGUCUUUCGCUCAUCACCAACAAGGUUGUGACAGAUUAUGACAGCACUGAAAAGGCAAAUCAUGAGGAAGUACUGAGGACUACCAGGCACCGCACAGAGGACCUCCAGAAUCUCGUCAGCCACCUCAUCAGCAAGAUCUAAUACCAAAAAACAAAUCCAGCUUCAUAUUUUAGUCACAGUGAUAGUUAGAUUUGAACAUAAGGUAAUCGGUGUAUGCACACACACAAGAUAAUCUGGUUAAUGUGGGUCUGUUUUGAUUUUUUGGUUAUUGUAUAGCUAACAUGAUUAGCCUGGGGGUGAAGUUCUGAGGUAUGGAGUUCAUGAAAAAUGUUGUUGUGACAGUCGGAGGUGUCUGAUAUAGCUCUAAUGUCCACAGCACUAGUUAGGUAAAAUAUUGGCUUAUAUGUCCAGUUACCUAAUUGGUGCUAAUAGAGCAUAAGUCAUACAGUAUAGAUCAUGUCAGCCUGGGUUUUGGUGCAGUUUUCAUGUCUUGCUGAGGGCGUGGAUUUACUUGAUUUAUUUUUAUUUAGUUUGGUUUUGCCUGCUAAUCUGGGGCUUGCAAUAAUAAGAGGAAUAAUAAGGGGAAUACCAGGAUAUUUGAACCAGGCUGGUGAGCAGAGUCUCACUGGCCUCUUUGGUAGCAAGUUUGAGUAUGCUCCAUUGAUAGACCACAGCACACAUCACCGUUGCCUUGGGUUAGAGUGGCGAAACACAAAAAGACUCAGACAUCUCUAACAGCUACAAAACAGUAUAACAAUUGUAAGACUAUUCUAAAGUGUAUUUAUUCAACAUGCUGGAGUACGUAUGGACACAUAAAACCUCAGUCUGGUAUGAUUGUUGUGAAUGUAGAUCUUAAAGUCUUUUAUUUUCGUCGUCACUGGCAACCUUUUAUUGCAGUCUACUGCUCAGUAAUACACCUGUAUUGUUUUUGAAUACAUGCUUUACAUCCUGUUUGCCUUCAGUGAGACGUAGCAUACAACUCGCCUCUUUGAAUGCAUCAUUUUCUAGUUUAGGUGUGUUCAGAUGACACUUUGCACUUUUGCGUUUGCCUCCUCAUGUUGGUGCAGGGCUCGAACAGACAGCCCAUUACAUCUCAUAAGUUUAUCCAGAUUAUAAUCAAUGUUGCUACUAGAAGAGAAAACAGAAUAUUCCUUGUGACUAAAGAGGAUCAGUAGGACCAACUGUCAUGUACUUUUCCUUUGCUUUGUGAUUGCUUGUAAUAAUAAGUGUUCAAUAAACACUAAAUUUAGCUAUAAAUCAAGUUCAUAUAUUUAAAUUCUGAUGCGAUAAAAUCAGAGUUGCAUAUUUUUAUAAUAUAAAAAAUAUAUUAUUUUAAAUAUCUAUUGUAUUUACUGAUGUAAAACAUGCAUCAAGUAAUAUAAGUCUUGUAUCUCCAUUGAAAAAGAGAAUUCAAUUAUGUAACAGGCCUCUACUUGAACCCCUCCUGUUUAUGUAGGGUUGUGUAUUAGAGUAAUCUUUUAGAUGAGCGUUUGUAUGUAUUGAAAUCAAAUUUAUCACAAUUAAAAGCACAAUAUAAUCGAUGAGAAAUACUGAAAGUUAAAGGCUGAUUAAGACAAGCAGUCGUGAUGUAUGAAAGCUUUUCCGCAGUGGAUUGCACAGACCCGUUUUAUUUGUACAACAAGAGACCACAGCACUGUAAUAUCAAGGAGAGCUGUAUUACCCAGGCCUGCAGGUUUCAAUCUUCCCUGCACUGAUUUGGAACCUCCUGCCAGGUUCCUUUGACCGACUCAUUCAUUAGAGCUGGAAAGGCCAGAGAAAUCCUGGAUCAGCAGGUCCACCUCUUAGACCAUUUAUAUCAGGCUUAUCAUCAAGAUGCUAAUGGAAGUCUUAAAGGGGAAUUAAUCUCAGAGUGAAACCUGCCAUCAUCAAAAUGUAGAAACCAGAAAGCUGCUGCAUUCACAACUAACAGGGGAACUUGUUUAAGUACAGAUGAUUCACUUAAAGAUGAGGCUGUUUUCCCUUAUUUGCACAACUUCACAUUUUGCAAUUAAUUUCCUUCUGGUUUGUUUCCCUCAUGCUCUCAUUUAUUUGACUAAAUCCAAACAAUAUUGCAAGCUCCACCGUAUCAUUAUGCUGUAAAUGUACCUAUGUCCCUAUGUUAAUGUCUAAUUUGGAUACAAGACAAACAUGCUUUUUUUCAAACCUGCCUACUAUCAUAUCAACUGUUGUUGCUUUUUGCUGUCAAAUAAAAACUGUCUGGGUACAUAAAAA